Dendronephthya gigantea is the source of this 2937-nucleotide messenger RNA. RefSeq names its product mitogen-activated protein kinase kinase kinase 7-like. Gene Ontology annotation, biological process: protein phosphorylation; positive regulation of canonical NF-kappaB signal transduction; JNK cascade. Bases 130 to 2220 code for a protein of 696 amino acids. The transcript has 16 exons. Gene Ontology annotation, molecular function: MAP kinase kinase kinase activity; ATP binding; magnesium ion binding. NCBI's taxonomy places the organism in Eukaryota, Metazoa, Cnidaria, Anthozoa, Malacalcyonacea, Nephtheidae. The record is from RefSeq and is a predicted model, not a curated record.
UUCUGUCUCUGAUAUACCAACAGAGAGCAUUUUAAAAACUUAUACAUUUUGAAUAUUGAAAAUUUCACUAAAAUGCUUUCAAAACACCGUCUGUAGGAAUAGAUAAAAUGGGUAACUUUAUUUAGAGUUAUGGAUGCAUCCUGCGGUACUUUAUUUGCUGGGGAAGAUGUUGAAACCGACUGCUUGACAUUUGUGGAGGAAAUUCCACGAAAGGAAGUGGAACAAAUUGAGAUAGUUGGCCGUGGGGCUUUUGGUGUUGUUCACAAGGCAAAAUGGCGUGGAAAAAUUGUAGCAGCAAAGACACUUGAGGCUGACAAUGAACAGAAGGCAUUUACAAUUGAGGCCCAGCAGAUGUCAAGGGUAAAGCAUCAGAAUAUCAUCAAGCUAUAUGGAGUAGUUCAUAAUCCGAUAUGCCUUAUUAUGGAGUUUGCUGAGGGAGGAUCUCUAUAUAAUUUGUUACAUGGCUGGGAAAAUUGCAUAGCCUGUCCAGAGUAUACGGCUGCUCAUGCUAUUAGCUGGGCACUGCAGUGUGCCAAGGGUGUUGAGUACUUACAUGGAACUAAACCAAAGUCCAUCAUCCAUCGAGAUCUGAAGCCUCCAAAUUUGCUGUUGGAUAGCACACAUACACUUUUAAAAAUUGGUGAUUUUGGCACAGCAUGUGAUAUGCAAACUUAUAUGACCAACAAUAAGGGAAGUGCAGCCUGGAUGGCACCUGAAGUGUUUGAAGGUGACAAAUAUACUGAGAAGAUUGAUGUUUAUAGUUUUGGGGUUAUAAUAUGGCAAAUGGCGUCACGGCGUAAGCCUUAUGAUGAUAUAGGUGGCCCAGCUUUGAGGGUUAUGUGGGCAGUUCACCAAGGUAGACGACCUUCCCCGAUCCAGGGAAUACCUAAACCACUUGAAACGCUAAUGACGCGAUGUUGGGACAAAGAACCCAUUAAACGACCGUCGUUUUCAAAAAUCGUUCCUUUUCUGCAGCAUUUAAUGCAGUUUUUUCACGGUCACGACAAACCAAUUGUUUUUCCCGCCAAAGAAGCAGCCGGCGACCACGAAUCGCCUUCAGAGGAUACUCAAUAUCUCAGUAGCUUGGAAACUCAAUCAGAUCCCAUAAUUCGGAGUGAACGUCCGUUCGACGAUGCCAACGCGUCAUCUAGCAAUGCCGAGAUAUCCAAGAGCGAUUCUUGCGUUGGUGGAAUUACUUUUGAGGCCUUUAUGCCUGAAAAUGUUAAUGAGUCUAACUUAAUCGAUGGCUCAAACAAGGAAUUUGAGAUUUGCGAGCCUGAAAAAGCUAAUGAUCUUCAUGCUCCUAACAUGGGGUAUGAAAAUAGUGCUUUCACUAAAGUACUCCCAAGCAAGCAGCCUCUUGCCACAAACGAGGUGAGGGAAGUGCUCGAAGUGGAAGAAUCACCUUUACUUAUUACUGCAGAAGAAGGUGCUGAGGGGCUGCUACCAACGGAUGUUCCUGACCCAAGUUGUUUUGAGGAUAAUACCGGAAACACUGACUUGUCUGAAGAAGAUAUUUUACAGAGUUCUGAAUUGGAAGAACAAGAAGAAAUUUUGAAUAACACGGAUACAAUAGACGUUCCUCUGUCAAAUACCCAUGGAAGCACGUCGCCAGUGUCCGGCAAUAUUCCUCCUCAUAACACGCCUGUGAUUGGCUCCAAUAAAGGAGAAGUUAAUCUCUUGGACGUACGGCUGGCUCUUACGCAAGUUUUCAACAAUGAGCAAGGAGACGAACAACCACAUAUGGACAAUAGUCAUGAUUUCCGCAGGUCAGUCUCAGCUGAUGUUUACCACGAGAAGGACAAGGAACAUGGGUCGAGAUUACGACAUAAUUCAGAUGUUACCUUACCGUCUUUUCGUGGCGAUAUGAUGUACGUCGAUGAUUUAGAUUUUAAUUUGCAGCCAAUACCCCCAAUUCCGGAAAGUCAAGAGUCUUUGGAUUUAUUCGAACAACAUGUCCAGCUGGCGCAAGAUUUGGUAGAGCUGCGAAGAGAAAUAGACCGACAGUUACAAAGAAGGACUGAAUUGGAUCGUGAAUUGGAAAAAUAUGAAAAUGAACAACGAUCGACAGGAAAGAAUGUUGAAGCGUUCUCCCUUUUGACGAGCGAACAGACGUCUCUUAAACUUCUUCGUGAUAACCUCGAAAAUGAAUUGAAGCAGAAGAUGCAGGUCAUGCAACCAUACAAAAAUGUUUUCCCCGCAUUUGACCGGGACACAUGAAUUGGUGCGGAUACCAUGGCAGACACACUGAUACAAUUGAAUGCGUCCAAGUUUGUAAAUAAUCGGGUCAAUCUCUUAAAAGUUGUAUUCAUUGUACGUCUGGAAACUACGUUUUUCAUCAAACGCAAGACUUUGUUUCUCGUACGUAUAUAUACGUACAUAUUUCUCGGCUUUUGGCGGUCCAAACCAUAUGUCCAAACUGAACCAAUGGAUCAUUGCAUAGUCGUCCAAAACUGGUUUACAGACACGAGUUUAUAAUUUGAAACCGAGAAUUGUAAUCUCGUGGUUUUCAUAACGUAGCGUAGUUUUCAUAACGUGUGAACUUUUUUGCGCCACCCUCGGUUGUUUUUAUAUCGUACAGCAACUUAAAUUCAGGCUAGCUGCAAGUAGAUGCACUUAAAGUAGAUCUAAUUGGGAUUGUGCAAGAUUUUAGUAGGUGUUACUAGAAAUCGACUAAAAUAGCUACAUUUGGGGUUCACUGGCUGUUUUGUAUUUGGUACCAUAAAAAACGCAUUUAUGACUAUGACUAUAUAAUUAUGUACUUUCGACUUUUCUUAUUAUUUAAUUUAUUUGCCCUGCGCAGGAUACGAGUCUAGACAUAAUCAAGCAUUUAGGGCUGAUUUGAACUUGAUUCAUUGACAUUGAUUAAAAUGCUUAAUGAAGCCAUAUAUCAAUACGAUCAACGAAUGCCAGGAAUUAGUGAUUGUGAUUUGUACC